AUGAUAAUUAUAUGCGAUACGUUAGAUCGAUAUAUGAAUAUUGAUAAGAAAAUUAUACAAUGCCACGUUAUUGAUGAUGUUGCUGAUCUUAUACAACACAAUAAACAUUUGAAAUUAAUCAUUUUUAUUCCAUCAUAUGCUACUCUUCUACCAGAAGUGCGACAAAUACUCAUUAAUAGCAGUCGGUAUAUUCAUUCAUUGUAUGUCUACAGAAAUAAUAUAAUUCCACCAUUAACAUUAAAUUUGCAUGAAACAAUAUUUUCUGAUCAAUAUUUCUAUUCUUAUUUAAUGUUGGUUCAAAUGGAAAUGUAUUAUUUACAAGCGAAUGAUUAUCAUCGAACAAACGAAAAUGCCUUAGCAAAUUUGUGUAGACAAUAUGCUAUCGAAUUAUCAGAAAAUAUGGAUCGUUUAUGUUUAAUUUCGGAAGUAGAGUCGUCUCACCCAUAA
Molecule: messenger RNA, 447 nt
Organism: Didymodactylos carnosus
Lineage: Eukaryota; Metazoa; Rotifera; Eurotatoria; Philodinida; Philodinidae
Source: the annotation of a GenBank genome assembly